Leptosia nina is the source of this 348-nucleotide messenger RNA. Lineage: Eukaryota; Metazoa; Arthropoda; Insecta; Lepidoptera; Pieridae. The record is from the annotation of a GenBank genome assembly.
AUGACCGGCGCGGUUCAUUCGUUCACUAGAACUUUGCGUGUCGUUGCGUUUCGUAAAUGCAAGUCCAUGUCUCGAGACGCACGGCAAGGGAUUAGAGCGGAUCCGCGAAGGAUAGUCGGUUUUAUAUCAGACAGCAACGGUGGCAUGAACGCUUGCCGAGCGGCGCGCGCCGAUUGGGCGUCCUACACCUGCAAUGCGUCACUGCGGCGCGCGCGCGAACCCGCUGCCGCCUGCCUACCGAGCCCGCUGCGCCACGCCGCACCAAGAACCGGGCGCGCUGCCCCAGUUCGGGAUUGCCUCACCCGCUUCUCCCGCUUCACCCGCAGUACCGCCCGUCUAACGAGAUAA